AUGAAGACUGUGUUGGCUUGUUCAUUUCUAGUUUUUAUAUCGAUCCUCGGUCUUAUCCGAGGCGAAUCCACAGAAUAUUUUAUUGGAAGUGGCAUCCAUGAUAUUACUGGUCCUGCUGCUGAUGUUAAUAUGAUGGGUUAUGCUAACCCUUCCCAAACUGCUAAGGGUAUACAUUUCCGUCAACGCAGCCGAGCUUUUAUUAUACAUGACAAGCAAAAUAAAAGUAGAAUAGUAUUUGUUAGCAUUGACGCUUGUAUGGUGGAUCAAAUUGUUAAGCUAGAGGUAGUUAAGAAGCUUAAAGCUCGCUUCGGUAAAUUGUAUACCGAGGAGAACGUUUGUAUUAGCGGCAUCCAUACCCAUUCUGGUCCCGGUGGUUUCCUCCAAUAUGUUUUAUUUGACAUUACCUCAUUAGGUUUUAUUAAUCAAACACUCUUUGCUUACGUCGAUGGAAUUGUUGAAAGUAUUGCUAAGGCACAUGCUGAUAUAAAGCCUGGCAAUAUCUUCGUCAAUCAGGGACAACUAUUGAAUAGUAACAUUAAUAGAAGUCCAUCUGCCUAUCUAUUUAAUCCUCCAAAGGAAAGAGCAAAAUACAAGUAUGACGUUGAUAAGGAAAUGGUCUUGCUAAAGAUGGCCGAUGCUAAAGGCCAUGGUAUUGGUAUGGUUAAUUGGUUUGCAGUUCAUGGAACUAGUAUGAAUAAUACAAACGAAUUAGUCAGCGGUGACAAUAAAGGUUAUGCCUCCUAUUUAUUUGAAAAGGAAAUGAAUGGAAAAAGUACUCUCCCCGGGAAAGUAAGUUUUGUAAGAUUGAAAAUAAUACAGUACAACGAAUUAUACAGACGAGCGCCUAUAAAUCAAUUUCUUGAUGUCUUAACGGCUUUGCCUACUAAUCAAUAUUAUUUGCAGUUGCAAGGAUCUUUUGUUGCCGCGUUUGCCCAAAGCAACGAGGGUGAUGUAUCUCCCAAUACUCGCGGUCCUUUCUGCAUCGAUUCCGGUAAACCCUGCAAUAAAAAUCACAGUACCUGCAAUGGCGAUGAUACAAAGUGUAUUGGAAGAGGACCUGGUGCAAAUAUGUUUGAAAGUACCGAGAUAAUUGGUCGCAAUCAGUUUAGCAAGGCAAAAGAAUUGUAUGACGGUGCAAAGAAGAAAGUAACAGGGCCUGUUGAUUUCCGGCACAUGUAUGUCGAUAUGACUAACGUAGCGGUAACUUUAAAGAAUGGUACCAAAGUUCAUACUUGCAAACCAGCUAUGGGCUUUAGCUUUGCCGCUGGAACAACUGAUGGACCAGGAAUGUUUGGAUUUCAACAAGGCUACACAACUGGAAACGAAUUUUGGAACCUUAUUGUCAAGUUUUUAGAAAAACCAUCUAAAGAACAGAUUGCGUGUCAACAUCCUAAACCUAUUUUACUGGAUACAGGAGAGAUUAAAUUUCCCUACCGAUGGCAACCUUUUAUAGUGGAUUUACAAGUAUUAAGAAUCGGAAAUUUUGUUAUUGUAGCUGUUCCAGGGGAAUUUACCACAAUGUCUGGUCGACGAGUAAGAGACGCUGUUCAUAAAGUAAGCAGAUCUGUUGUUGACGCGCACUUUGGUAAUGAUACCACUGUUGUUAUUGCUGGAUUGUCAAACACGUAUGCAGAUUACAUCGCUACGUAUGAGGAAUAUCAUGCACAACGUUAUGAAGGAGCUUCUACAAUUUAUGGACCUCAUACCUUGCAGGCUUAUAUCUCUAAGUUUGUUGAGUUAUCACAAGCUUUAGUUAAGGGUAAAGCUGUUAAGCCUGGACCGACUCCACCAAAUUUGUUAAAAAAGCAGCUAUCAUUUGUUCCUGGUGUUGUAUUUGAUUCAGCCCCGAUUGGUAAAAAGUUUGGUCAAGUAAAACAAGAUGUUAAGUCCAAGUAUAAAGUUAAUGAAACGGUAGAAGUAAUAUUUUAUUCCGCUGAUCCCAGAAACAAUUUAAUGACUGAAGGAACAUUCUUAACGGUUGAAACGCAAGACAAGCAUGGUAAGUGGCAUGUGCGGUUAACUGAUGGUGAUUGGGAUACACGAUUUUAUUGGCACAAGCCAUUCAUACUUGAUCCCUCAAGUACAGCCAAAAUCACUUGGACUAUCUCACCAGAUACACCGGCUGGUACCUAUAGAAUUCAACAUUUUGGUCAUAGUAAAGGGCUACUGGGCGAUAAACAACCUUUUCAUGGAACAUCUAGUAGUUUUAAAGUGACGACAAAUUAA
This is a messenger RNA of Trichoplax adhaerens, 2226 nucleotides long. RefSeq lists its product as uncharacterized. Gene Ontology annotation, cellular component: extracellular region. Gene Ontology annotation, biological process: ceramide catabolic process; sphingosine biosynthetic process; long-chain fatty acid biosynthetic process. Gene Ontology annotation, molecular function: N-acylsphingosine amidohydrolase activity. The transcript has 15 exons. NCBI's taxonomy places the organism in Eukaryota, Metazoa, Placozoa, Uniplacotomia, Trichoplacea, Trichoplacidae. The record is from RefSeq and is a predicted model, not a curated record. Bases 1 to 2226 code for a protein of 741 amino acids.